GACCCCUGGGCGGAUCAUCAGCCUCUCGACACGGUGAUAGGCAGCGCGGUCGUGAACCCGCUCCUGCCGGAGCCCACGCAGACGCCGCCGCCCACCCAGCUCUCCCUGAAGCUGGCGUCGGGGUGCCCGCUGCUGCAGGAGUGGCCGGACAAGGUGCUCGUGGACGCGCCCGACCCGUGCAGGGGCGCGCCUGCCGGGACGGAACUGGACCAGCGCCGCCGAGGAUAG
Molecule: messenger RNA, 228 nt
Organism: Prorocentrum cordatum
Lineage: Eukaryota; Dinophyceae; Prorocentrales; Prorocentraceae
Source: the annotation of a GenBank genome assembly